Colletotrichum chrysophilum is the source of this 384-nucleotide messenger RNA. RefSeq lists its product as uncharacterized. Bases 1 to 384 code for a protein of 127 amino acids. Lineage: Eukaryota; Fungi; Ascomycota; Sordariomycetes; Glomerellales; Glomerellaceae. The record is from RefSeq and is a predicted model, not a curated record. The transcript has 4 exons.
AUGUCUGGUCAAUUUUGGACUCUCCCCUUCUUGAUCUACCUCAACGUCGUGGACACCACUGAAGUCAACAGAUGGGUGCUGUACACAGUCAUCUCUCUGUUACUUAUCUACCCCAACGCUCACCCAAUUCAAACCAGCGGCAUCAUCUCUUCGAAUAUCUAUCGUUCCGAUGACGCGCCUUUGUACAAGAGAGGAAACAGGGCUCUUCUCGGAAUUGUCUGCAUGAACUUGGUUCUCUAUCCUUUGGUGAAGGCAUACUAUGUCUACCGUAAUAAGCGACGCGACAAGAUAUGGGACGGCAUGUCGGAAGAGCAGAGAGUCGCAUACUUGGCAACCACCAAGGAUGAAGGAAACAAGCGACUAGACUUCCGAUUCAGUCACUAG